ACGCAGCCCGCGGUGACCUUCAGAGGCGGCGUGCCGCUGUCAGACCAGGCCGUGCCGCUCGGGGCUCCCUCCGCUUCCCUCCGCGCCGCCCGGGGCUCCCUCCGCCUCCCGCCGCCAUGCCCAGGGGCAGCCGCAGCCGCACGUCCCGCGUGCCGCCCCCCGCCAGCCGGGCACCCCCGAGGAGAGUCCCGUCUCCAGCUCCGGCUCCUCGGGCCUCUGUCCCCGCAGCAGCUCCGCCUUCAGCCGUGGCGUCCCCGGCCCCGAAGCAGCCGGGGCUGAUGGCCCAGAUGGCCUCAACUGCGGCCGGGGUGGCCGUGGGCUCGGCUGUGGGACACACCAUCGGCCAUGCCAUCACCGGAGGAUUUAGUGGAGGGGGCAGCUCUGAAGCUGCCAGGCCUGAUGUCACUUACCAGGAGCCCCAGGGUGCUCAGGCUGCCCAGCAGCAAGGUCCUUGCCAGUAUGAGAUGAAACAAUUCCUGGAGUGUGCCCAGAAGCAGACCGACCUCAAGCUGUGUGAGGGCUUCAGUGAGGUGCUCAAGCAGUGCAGGAUUUCCAAUGGUUUGUCCUAAGCCUGUGCAAGGCGGCUGCUGAACAUCAUCGUGCAAGAACUGACCUAUGAAGGAAAAACAAAAAGCUUCAGUAAUAAAGUUUAAAGCUGCCUGGUAUCUUGUUAGUUCAUAUAUUCACACUGUCAUCUCUGUGGCUUGACUCCUGCCAUAGCUGCCUCUGAUGUGAUCCAACUACACAGCCGCAAUUUAAUUUAGCACAAAAUGGAAGAGUGAAUAAUUAAGCAGAAUGAGCUAACGUGGGUUUUACUGGUUUUGCUGAUUGUUGUGUUGAACGUAUGUAAUGUCUAUAAAUAAACUUCUCUCUCUAGAAGUA
This is a messenger RNA of Zonotrichia leucophrys gambelii, 882 nucleotides long. RefSeq names its product coiled-coil-helix-coiled-coil-helix domain containing 2 (gene CHCHD2). Gene Ontology annotation, molecular function: sequence-specific DNA binding. The record is from RefSeq and is a predicted model, not a curated record. Gene Ontology annotation, biological process: mitochondrion organization; positive regulation of transcription by RNA polymerase II. Gene Ontology annotation, cellular component: mitochondrion; nucleus. The transcript has 4 exons. Bases 117 to 569 code for a protein of 150 amino acids. Lineage: Eukaryota; Metazoa; Chordata; Aves; Passeriformes; Passerellidae.